This is a messenger RNA of Galendromus occidentalis (western predatory mite), 1534 nucleotides long. RefSeq names its product ileal sodium/bile acid cotransporter. The record is from RefSeq and is a predicted model, not a curated record. The coding region runs from base 246 to 1223 and encodes 325 amino acids. Gene Ontology annotation, cellular component: membrane. Lineage: Eukaryota; Metazoa; Arthropoda; Arachnida; Mesostigmata; Phytoseiidae. The transcript has 6 exons. Gene Ontology annotation, biological process: bile acid and bile salt transport. Gene Ontology annotation, molecular function: bile acid:sodium symporter activity.
AAACUUCCUAAAAUAUGCCGGAUUGUAUGGUUUGUAGAUCCUCCCUGACCCACGCAGGUAAUUGGAGCUAAAUACUUCCGAUAGCGACCGAGAGCGCGUCCUUUUACCUGCUGUCGCCCUCCUCAGGAAUUCAAGAGGAUUCGGAACAAAUGAAAAUAAAGUUCCCCACGAGACAUCGAUUUCUCUCCGCGCGAUUCCGCGUGAUUUGACGCCGGAGCCGACAGGAUCCACCAUAAGGAAUCACGAUGAAUUCAACGUCAUUCGAUGCGGAGUGGAGCUCCGAGCCGCACUGGCUCAAGAAGUACUAUGAUAAGUCAGUGCUCAGCAUUUUGGUUCUCAUCAUGUUCUCGAUGGGAUGCACAAUACGCUGGAAGGAGUUGAUGCACCAUCUGAGACGACCUUGGUCCGUGAUGGCUGGUCUAUUCUCGCAGUUCGUUCUCCUUCCUGCGACGGCUUUUCUCCUCAUGAAAACAUUCUCGGUGGAAGGCUAUUACGCGGUGGGGAUGCUUAUCCUCGCGUGCUCACCGUCCGGGACAACGUCGAAUAUAUUCACCUACUACCUGGAUGGAGAUGUGCCUCUCAGCAUCUCCAUGACGGUCUGCUCCACGGUUGUGGCGAUGCUCAUGAUGCCAUUCAACAUGUAUGUCUAUGGACACUCCUUGGAAAACAAUUCGGAAGUCAACAUACCUUACCUAAAGAUGGUGCGAUCUUUGAUGUACGUCACGGCUCCAGCCGCCUUGGGAAUGCUGGUAUUCUACAAGUUCCCAAAAGUCGCUCCUUAUAUAACAAAGCUUGGAUCCUUAGCGGGUUUCGCGAUGAUAGGUGUUGCGCAAGUGAUGAUCUUCCUCAUAUACCCGAAUAUAUUUUCCACUGUUCCUGCGAAACUAUUCAUCGCGGUCGCCAUAUUGCCGAUUGCUGGUUUGGUAGUUGGGUACAUAUUCGCCCUGGUCACUAAUCGACCUGCGCCCGCUCGGAGAACGAUAGCCAUCGAAAGCGGCAUACAGAAUGUCGGCAUGGCUAUCACUGUCGUCACUCUCACCAUUGAGAAGUUCCAAGAGAAGGCGUUGGUGUUCCCUCUUUGUUAUAGCUAUUGCAUGCUAUCGUUGUGCGCCUCCGCAUCGAUCGCCUAUAACUUGUACAUGAAGUUUUCUGCGGAGCUGCUUGAAGAGGAGGAUGAAGAGAAGAAGGUCCCCCCGAGAAUCUGUGAGGAACUGCUGCUAUAAUUUCAAACCUUGAGAGAGUCCACGACUGUGAGAAUCGCGCAUGUUCCGACAUUUCGAAUCGAUCGCUUGCAUUCGUCAUAUGCUCUCUUACAUGUAGCAUCCCGUUUCCUUGACAAAAGGGAGUAUAUCAGCAUGAAACGUACAUUCCAGUGAUUGACGCCUCUGUCCCUCGAUCGACGUCGCCGUCAAGGAUCGCGAUUCAGUCCCGUUAGUGUCGGAAGUUCCUAGGGAUUGCCUCUGUAGAUAUGCUCGAUACGUAAAUAUGAUACUUACAAUUAGUUAGAUUGAGAUAAAAGCGUCCUCGUCCAGAG